GUAAACAAUAUAUAGACAAUGUUCGACACGGAAAAGUUUAUUAUUGAGAUACAGAAGCGGCCGGCUAUUUACGACGUUAACUGCGAGGAGUAUAACGACAGGAAUGCUAAGAUGGACGCUUGGGACGAAAUGUGCCAGGUGAUGGUGCCCAAUUGGGACGGCUUGACGAACGAGGAGAGAAACACUGAAGAGAAAAAUUUACGCGGGAAAUGGAGGAACAUCAGGGAUUAUUUCAUGAAGGAGCUGAAGUUGCAACGCUCGCAAAAAGCUGGUCCAGCCGCUCGGAAAAGAAAGAAAUAUAUUUACUUUGACCAGUUGUACUUUCUCCUGCCGACUGUCGAGAACAAAAGAAAUGUGGUCAAAAAGGCUUCGCCCCAUCACCCGGACAGCGAUAGCGAAAUGGACAAUCCGGUGAUCGAGGAAUACGAUUUUCCGGCCAUGCAACCGAGCACCUCGAGGGAAUACAACAACGUGUCGAUGAGCAUGGGCCAGCCGAAAAUGCGGGGACGAUACUCGACGCAGAUUUGCGAAACGUCGUUAAACUCGUUCGACAACGAUAUCCACGACAUUUUGUCUUCCCACAGUCAGCCGAUGAUCCAGGACGAGGAUUACGACCGGAUGUUUCUCUUAUCGCUUUUGCCGAUGAUGAAACAAGUCCCCGACGUUAAGAAGCUUGACGUCAGAAUACAAAUGCAACAAAUAUUGGCCGCUGCGCUGUACGCGUCUGAGUCAAAAUGAUACAAACAUUAGGUAUCUCUGUGUACGCGCAUCGCAGUGGUCGACAAAUUGCUUGAAUAUUUUGAUAAGCUGCAGUUUCUGCACCUGAGCAAAGAGAUAACUGUUUACCAUCCAAAUACAAACGACGCGCGACGUUGUAAUACGAUCCGUGGUGAGGCGAUGUCGUGCUCGGCGACGAAGUCGAUUUCAAAUUGAGAACAGAGAUACCGAACUUAUUUUUUUUUUAAUCUCUCAUUUGAUGCAUGUACAAAGAAAGACGAAGCGGGAAUGAAAACUAAUUUAUAAUUUCGCUUAAUACUGAUUUCAAGUCAGUUACGAAGUAUGCACCGUUGCAUUACAAGUCCGCGACGAUUCGCAUUGAGAUUAAUGACGUCAGUUGUAUGACGUCAAACGAUUGUUCAAAUUCGACUCUUGUAAAUAAAUUGCUUUUCAAUUAAGUUUUAAC
Diprion similis is the source of this 1183-nucleotide messenger RNA. RefSeq lists its product as uncharacterized. Gene Ontology annotation, molecular function: DNA binding. The record is from RefSeq and is a predicted model, not a curated record. Gene Ontology annotation, biological process: regulation of transcription by RNA polymerase II. Bases 19 to 738 code for a protein of 239 amino acids. The transcript is spliced from 3 exons. Gene Ontology annotation, cellular component: nucleus; transcription regulator complex. NCBI's taxonomy places the organism in Eukaryota, Metazoa, Arthropoda, Insecta, Hymenoptera, Diprionidae.